Messenger RNA from Cephus cinctus (wheat stem sawfly), 1011 nucleotides. RefSeq names its product replication protein A 14 kDa subunit. The record is from RefSeq and is a predicted model, not a curated record. The transcript has 4 exons. Gene Ontology annotation, biological process: double-strand break repair via homologous recombination; DNA replication; nucleotide-excision repair. The coding region runs from base 503 to 859 and encodes 118 amino acids. Gene Ontology annotation, molecular function: damaged DNA binding; single-stranded DNA binding. Gene Ontology annotation, cellular component: nucleus; site of double-strand break; DNA replication factor A complex. NCBI's taxonomy places the organism in Eukaryota, Metazoa, Arthropoda, Insecta, Hymenoptera, Cephidae.
GGACACAGAUGACUGGGGUGCGUCGAAAACCUUGCUCCGGAUAAUGUUAGGACAUUGUAUCUUUCUUUACCAACGUUAUCACGAGAAUGAUAGAAUGAUAUCAGAUUACACUUCAUUGGUUCUGAACGUACUGCUGCUCAUGAUACAAACAGACGAGGUAUUGCCACUAGCAGUUCUGCGCAUUUGGACGAUGACGUCAUUGGAUCUGCGCGAACCGGACCAAAGUACAUUCGCUAGUGGCUAUACCUCGUCAGAGAACAUAUAAUAAUAAAUAAUAAUAAUAUAACAAAAUAAUAUAAUAAUAUAAUAUAUAUAACAUAUAAUAUAUAUAUUUAUAUAUAUGAUCUCUGACUUCGUCUAUUUGUAUCAUGGUGUGACCAGAGAUUUCGAAACGUCCAACCGUUUGCCUCCAAUAUUUUCGGUUCAGAACGUCUUUGGGUUUCCUUGUUUUCGUUAGAUUCUUUUAACGUAUUCUGUGUGUUGCGAAAAAUUUGUGCUCAAAAUGAAAAUGCGUUGUGACGCGGCACGUUUGGGUCAGAAGAUUGGAGAAGAAGUUAUUUUGCUUGGCAAAAUAACUCAUUUGAGUUCCAGUGGAAAGGAAGCUGUAAUAGAAACUACAGAUCAUGCAAAGAUUCAUGUAGCCUUUUUGGAACCCAUAGAUGGUCAUCCUGUAGGUUAUGUAGAAGUUCAUGGCAAAGUUGAAAGUAAAAGCAAAAUUCUCUGUGAAAAUUUAGUAGAGUUCUCAGAUGAUGCAGCUGCAGAUUUCGAUGAAGAACCUUACAAUGAGAUGGUAGUGACAAUGAACUUACUAGGAAAUGACAAGUGGGAACCCCCUGGUGAUGGUCUCUUCUUCAUAUAAGUAACAGUGUGGUGUGAGCAUCACUGGUUAUAUGAUUUGCAACAGGCUUCCUGCUUUAAAUGAUGCGUCUAAUGAUGAACAGCGGCAUCUACAAGUUGUUACUGGACAUUCUGAAUGGUGACUGUAAUAAUAAAUGUUUUUGUAUUAAAUAA